Acytostelium subglobosum LB1 is the source of this 474-nucleotide messenger RNA. RefSeq lists its product as hypothetical. The record is from RefSeq and is a predicted model, not a curated record. The transcript has 2 exons. Gene Ontology annotation, biological process: response to heat. Bases 1 to 474 code for a protein of 157 amino acids. Lineage: Eukaryota; Evosea; Eumycetozoa; Acytosteliales; Acytosteliaceae.
AUGACAACAAAACAACAUCAUAGGAGUCCAAGAAGAUAUGACCCUUUUGAUUGGGAGGAUACUAUGAGGUUGUUCAAUGAACCAUUUGGAAAUAGAUGGAUGAAGAUGUUUGACAAUGGAGUAGAUAACUUCUUUUCAAAGGACUUUGCUGGUGGUUCAAUGCGAAGUCCUAGGGUAUUCUGGGAGGAGAAGGACUCAAACUAUGCUCUAAAGAUUGAGCUACCUGGUGUACACAAGGAUGACAUCAAGGUCACCUUUGUCAACAACAAGUUGGUGAUCGAGUCAAACAAAGAGGAGAAGAGUGAGCAAGGUGGAACUAAGAGACAUUCAAGGUCCUCGUUCUACAAGUCAAUGACUCUACCAGAGGAUGCAAAUCAUGAGAAUAUCAAUGCCAAGAUGGAGAAUGGUUUAUUGGAGAUUGAUAUUCCAAAGACUACAGUACAAGAGUCAACAAAGAAAAUCAAUAUCAAUUAA